Lasiosphaeria miniovina is the source of this 1026-nucleotide messenger RNA. RefSeq lists its product as uncharacterized. Gene Ontology annotation, cellular component: cytoplasm. Gene Ontology annotation, molecular function: dihydroorotate dehydrogenase activity. The record is from RefSeq and is a predicted model, not a curated record. The coding region runs from base 1 to 1026 and encodes 341 amino acids. NCBI's taxonomy places the organism in Eukaryota, Fungi, Ascomycota, Sordariomycetes, Sordariales, Lasiosphaeriaceae. The transcript has 2 exons. Gene Ontology annotation, biological process: pyrimidine nucleotide biosynthetic process; 'de novo' pyrimidine nucleobase biosynthetic process.
AUGGUGAACAACAAGCCCCCGGUGUUAGACAUUGAUCCGCCCCUUGUCAACUCUGCAAACCCCUGGGCAACCACGCUGGAUGACCUCCGAAGCCUUUACUCUUGUACAUCGACAGGUGCUGUCACCACUCGGACCUCGCUCAUCGGCGGCUUCGACCACGAUCCCAGCAAGCAUCAGUACGUGCUCUUCGACGCCGCCACACACGCGGCCGCCAAAAACGCAAGCCUCAACUGCCUCGGCUACAGCCCGCACACUUUGGAAACGUAUCUAAGCUUCAUCAAGACGAUAUCAGACGAGCAGCAACAAGAGGGCCAGCAAAGGACAGCCAGGCCGACAAAGGGCUUCAUCGUCUCAGUGACCGGCACCCCGGCCGAGGUGGCCGCCAGCUACUGGCUCGUGGCCGCCGCGCAGCGCCACGUCGCGCUCCCGCUCGCCGUCGAGGUCAACCUCAGCUGCCCCAACAUCCCCGACAAGCCGCCGCCGGCCUACUCGCGCGACGCCCUGGCCGAGUACCUCGCCGCGCUCUCUACCGCUACCGCCGCCACCAGCACCAACAAUGGACCAGCAGCAGACCUCCCGCGCAUCCCCUUCGGCCUCAAAACGCCCCCGUACACGCACGCCGCGCAGUUCUCCGCGUUGAUGGACGCGCUGGCCGCCACGGGCACCGAUGCCGGCCGCGUGUCGCCCGUCAGCUUCCUCACCGCGACCAACACGCUCGGCUCGUGCCUCGUGCUAUCCGCUACUGGUCUUAAUCCUGUGCUCCCGGCGCCAGGCGUCGGCGGUCUUGGCGGUGCGCCGCUGCACCCGCUCGCCCUUGGCAACGUGGCCACGCUGCGGCGGAUGCUGGACGCGGACCCUGCGCUUGUUCACGUGCAGGUCGUGGGCGUUGGUGGCGUGCUCGAUGCUGACGGCUACCGCCGCAUGCGCAGUGUUGGUGCUGCUGUUGUGGGCGUCGGCACGGGCCUGGGACUCAGGGGCGUAAGUGUCUUUGGGGAGAUCGAGGCUAGGCUUGGGGGGCUGUGGUGA